CACCAUUGAUAGAAGGGCUGGUUCGCAGCCUUCAGCGCUUGCACAAGAGUCCUUCCAUGUCCGCCGUAUAUGGGAAAAUCGAGUAUUGCUGGCUUUGUUCCCAGACACGAUUCACUCUUAGAACGGCCCUUUUUCCCUUCGUCUUAUUCUCCCGCCCCUUCUGACAUCGGUUUGCUGCAGACUGGAUUUCCGGAUGUGGUAUUUCCCCAAGACAUCCGGAACUGAGUUUCGUUAAAUUCGUCACGCAUGUCAAAACCUCCCUCUCUUCCGCCUAUACAUGCGCAGCACACAACAUCGCCGAUGCCCACCAUGACCGAAACUCAGAGCGCUCCCCAGUUCCCUCCUCCAGCAUUCUUGGAUUAUUCGCAACGACGGCUUCCACAGCCGAUCCAACUCCCUCCUUUGACCAUCCCCCCUCCGCCACCUUCUCGAUCCGACUUUCAGUAUAGCCCGACUGUCCAGCAUCUACCAUCCAUCCAUUCCAGACCUCCCCCUCCACCACCUUCGCUAUCGGGUCAAGUUCCGAGUCCUAUCCCCGGACCGCCGCAUCACACUGCCCCCGCUCGGUAUCAUCAUCCUCGUUCGCACUCUGGUUCAGCUGCCCCGCUUGAGAAGCUGCUAUCACCGCAUCCAUUCACUCCCCCGAGGUCAGAUCCUGCGUACUCGCCCCAAUAUGAACCGAAAAGAUCCCCUCCAAGAUCCGCUGUGGACACCCGUCCUCCCCCAAGUCGCCUAACUGAGAAGUUCCAUCUGGAUGAUUCACGCCCUUCAACAGCCGAAUCCGUCUUCGCAUCUCCUGUGGAGUCCCAAAGACAUCCCUUUGCAUCUUUCCCCUCGCCUCAAGGGACCUCCAAUUUCCCUUCUAGUUCGACGACCUACCGUGGAUCAGUGGGCUCGCAUCGCGGUUCCACAGGUUCAGCGUAUGCCCCCCCUGGGUAUCCAGAACCGGUCACGACGGCUCCCAAAAUGGUCUCCAUGGUGCCCCCGCCGCCAUCAUCUACGGGAAAGGAGAGACCACUGAAAUAUGAACUGCGAGUCCGGCAACAGCCGGUCGCAGCGCGUGCCUGCGGGUUCGGUGAACGAGACAGGAGAGUGAUCGAUCCUCCGCCAAUCGUCCAGCUUCAUGUCACAGAUACGCAAACGGGAAGCGACAAUCUGGACGAACUCCGAUACUCUCUCAACGUCGUCCAUUGCACCCUCUAUAACGCCGACGGAACGUCUGAAGAAACGGCCCUGAUACAGCCCGAUCGUCGAACGACCCGAAGGCUCAUGGGGCAACUUGUCGCCAGUCCCUGCGUCGCCAAGGAUGAGCACGACAUCGAAGGCUGCUUUUUCUGCUUCCCGGACUUAUCUUGCCGAACCCAUGGGCACUACCGUCUCCGAUUCGUGUUGAUGCGGAUAGAUCCGACCGACCUACAUGUUGGCGGAUCCACCCCGAUCAUUACCGAAGUGCUGAGUGACGUGUUCACGGUCUAUACGGCCAAGGAUUUCCCUGGCAUGCGUCCAAGUAGCGCUUUGACGAGGGCACUGAAAUUGCAAGGCUGCAACAUUCAAGUCAAGAAAGGGAACGAGAAAGCAUUGACCCGGAAGCGAGCAUCUACGAGCGACGACGACGACGCGGGCGGAGAUGGACGGCGGGAUAAGAGAAGGAAAGAGUAGUGCGCAUGUCCCAUCCACUGCAUUCCGCCUUGGGGGUGCACUACUCAGCACUAUUUUGCAGCAUUUGACGGGUUUCGGAUAUGUUGCAUUUGCGAACAUUCGACAAUAGACAGGCGGUGUGGCUAGCUGCUGAU
Eremomyces bilateralis CBS 781.70 is the source of this 1793-nucleotide messenger RNA. RefSeq lists its product as uncharacterized. The transcript has 2 exons. The record is from RefSeq and is a predicted model, not a curated record. Bases 247 to 1659 code for a protein of 470 amino acids. Lineage: Eukaryota; Fungi; Ascomycota; Dothideomycetes; Eremomycetales; Eremomycetaceae.